AUGGCGGACGCUUUCCACAUUCCAAGCUUAGACAGAAAGAAUAAAAAACACCUAACACUCCGCCCAACACUCCCCGGCGCCAAAUGCUCACCUGAUAAUGCCGAUUAUGUAGGCCGAAAGGAUAAUAUCACAGUCGAAUUCAAAUUGGGUUACCAGCCCGAGGAGUUGAGAAACCAGGACCUGAUCCCGCUAAAACAGCUUAGUGGUCAAGUUACGGUUGUUCAACAUGCGCCUAGUGGUAUUGCAAUGGUGCGAAAGGUUAUUCCUGUAGAGGGUGCACAAUCUGUCCGGAAACAGAUUGUUCGAGAGUUACGCAUUAUGCAUGACUGCCAUUCAGAGCAUGUAUUGGAAUUUUAUGGGGCCUUUGAUGAUGAUAUGAAACGUGACAUCUUGAUGUUCACAGAGUAUAUGGAUAUUGGUUCCCUCGAGAAAAUAGUACAACUUGGCUCAAUCCCAGUCGAUAUUUUGGGCAAGAUUACAACAGCCGUGUUGGGUGGCCUAACCUAUCUCUAUACCAAUCAUCGCAUUAUGCACAGGGACAUCAACCCCUCCAACAUCCUUGUGAAUGCUCGGGGUCAAUUCAAACUGUGUGGUUUCGGGGUCUCUGGCCAGUUGAUGAAUUCAAUAGCAGACACGUUUGUUGGGACAACGACGUAUAUGGCGCCCGAGAGGAUCCGAGGCUUGGAAUAUUCAGUCAAAUCUGAUGUUUGGGGCCUUGGUGUAACAUUAUUGGAACUCGCUACAGGAAGAGCUCCUUUUCAAGGAGAGCAUGACGGUGAAAAUCCUAGUUCAGUGUUGGAGUUGCUUCAAAGUAUUGUUAUCGAGCCAUCGCCCACCCUCCCUACAAACGGACCUUUCCCAUCGACUCUUUGCGAAAUGAUUGAUAAGUGUCUCAUGAAAAAUCCCAAGGAUCGGCCCACUCCGCAGGAGUUAUAUGAUUCGGAUCCUUUCAUAGCUGCUGCAAUGCAUACCCAAGUCGACCUUACAAGUUGGGCUACCACUGUUAUGAAGCCUGCUUUAUCCGACAAUGUGCAAGGCGGAGUAUCUGGUCAACCAAAAUCCGCGGCAGAUCCUCUUCCGAUGUCCCAUAAACUGGACGUAAAAUCGGCUGAGGAUACAAUGGCCAUCGAAGGCCUCCUCCUACAUUUGCAAAAUAUGGCUUCGAUGAAAGACUUGGAUCGUGCAAGGAAAUCGCCAGCAUCCCUUUGCGCUCGUUGCACAGUGCUGGUGCAGGAUUUUCAACCAGCUACCUUGGAUAAGCAGGAAGUUAACGGAGGCGGGGCAAAAGAGUGCCCGCUCUGCCGAAUUAUUCUCGAUUGCCUUCCAUCCAUGGGAGAGCCUCAGAUAUCAAACGCCAAACCCUCAAAUAGGCCACAAAACAAUAGCCAUCUGGUCCUAAAAGUCGGAAGCCAAUAUGAUUUAAUGAAUCAUGUAAUGGAAACUGAGGCUGGACUUGAAGAUCUAACUACUGGAUCCCAUAGCUCGUUUCAGAUGGCCGCAGCAUGGAUGAAGUCAUGUCUUACGACCCACAGCAAAUGCAUUGCGGCAGCAAAUCUUACCUUGCCUAUCCUCCCCACACGUGUCGUGGAUGUAGGCGGCCCUCACGAGACAGGGAACGUUCGACUCCACAUGGGCGGUGGGCAACGAGCCUUAUAUUUUACCCUGAGCUACAGGUGGAGCCAGAAGAAACCUGUGGAUUUCGAAACUACCAUUUCCAACCUGGAUGCCUACAGAAAUUCCAUCUCACUAGAGACCCUCCCUCAAACUAUGCAGGAUGCUAUCGCUACCACAAGGAGAUUCGGCAUUCGAUAUCUUUGGAUAGACGCUCUUUCCAUUAUUCAAGACUCCCGGGAUGACUGGGUAGCAGAAGCACAGCAAAUGGCUAAGAUUUACAAAAAUUCCCUUCUGACUAUCGCCGCCGCAACUGAUGGUGAUGCAUGGACGGAAGGUUGCUUCCAAGCCCGAGCAAGAAUGCAACCUCGGCCUUUGAUGGUCAAGCCGCACUCUAUUGGCACACCAGCCAAGUAUAUCUUCGCUGAUCGAAGGCUCACUGGUGAUGGCAUAAGGCCACCUAGCGCUUUAGACACAAGAGCUUGGGUCCUCCAGGAACAACUCCUUUCACCUCGCAUCCUGACGUAUUCCAAUAAAGAACUAUAUUGGGAUUGCAAGUCCACAAACGCCUCUGAAACCUUCCCCAAUGGAAUCCCGGGGUUUUAUGAUGCAGAGCUCAAGCACUUAGAUGAGAGACUCUUUAAAGAAGUAAUACUAAGCACCACCAAGACUGAGAUCAGUCCUGAUCGCUUUUAUACUUCCUGGAAGAAGAUCGUGGAAGCAUAUUCAGCGCGGCAGAUGACCAAAGAAAUAGACAAGCUCGGGGCUCUCUUAGGCCUAAUCAACGAAGGAUCUACAUUCUUUGGAGGAGAUUUAUAUCUUGCUGGGGUGUGGAGAAAGAGAAUCUGCACAGAAUUGUUGUGGUGGGUGCGGAAACCAGAAGAGGCUACUCGUCCUACGUAUUUCACUGCUCCGAGUUGGUCUUGGGCCUCUUUAAAAGCGCCGAUAUCGUAUGAUUUAGGUGGCUUCGACAGUGAUGAGAGUAUUCAAGUCUGCGCUAAAGUUUUUGGUUACGGAUAUACCAGGGAAAAGACUGAUGAUAGUCGGGCGAUUCUAUCUGGGCAUAUAACGCUUCAUGGGAAAUUGGUUCCGUUGAGACCACAGGUACCAUUGAAAGUAGAUGGUUCGAGCCAUUCAACGCAAUUACCAGCCCCUCAGAUCCCCUCUCCCACCUGGAUGGAAGACAUUAACGGUCCUGAUCCAUCGUUAGUCAGAUGCAUAGUAAUUGCAGCCUCCUAUCACUAUGUAUAUGCCGUCGGACUCAUGGAGUUUGGCGGCGAUGACACGCAAUACAAGCGAGUUGGUUUGGUCCAUUGGAGAGCUUCCCCGGAUUUGUUUGGCUGGAAUCGCGCCAAGAGUAAAUGGAAUGAGGAAGGGGAGUUGGAGACCGUCAAAAUCGUGUAG
Molecule: messenger RNA, 3015 nt
Organism: Venustampulla echinocandica
Lineage: Eukaryota; Fungi; Ascomycota; Leotiomycetes; Helotiales; Pleuroascaceae
Exons: 6
Coding region: 1-3015 (1004 amino acids)
Biological process (GO): protein phosphorylation
Molecular function (GO): ATP binding; protein kinase activity
Source: RefSeq, a predicted model, not a curated record